AUUUGUAAUUGCGAUUUAUUUUAAAUGUAAUCAGAACGGACAAUUAGCAAGAUUAACUCGAGUUAGCGUUUUGUUAUUGAAUUCUUAAAUAGAAAUAGAAUCUCUUUUGCGACAUUCUGUAAACAACAUGCUUUACGUGUCGGCUUCUUUGCUGGAAUCGCGAUGCUGCGGCGCAAGCCCACCCGGCUUGAGCUGAAACUGGAUGACGUCGAGGAGUUUGACAUGGUGAAGAAGGAGCUGGAGAGUCGUAAGAAGCAGCAGGAGGAGGUGGAUGUGGUGGGCGGGGCCUCGGCCACGAGCAGCGACAGCAAGUCCAGGGAUCAGCUGAUAAACGAGCGAAUCGGCUACAAGCCGCACCCCAAACCCAACAACCUGCCCUCGCUCUUCGGGAACCUGCAGUUCUAGGGGGGCGCUCAGGCCACGCCCCCCAGCUGUGCUUCCACUGACUUCCCUGCAGUGAUCAGAGCUGGAGCAGAGCGCCACAGCUGAGACCAUGGCAGCAUCUUUACAGUCCUCCGCUCCCAUCAGGAAAGCCUCGGCACGCUCAGCACUGCUGCAGGACAGACUGGACUGGGGGAGGAGACGGCUUCUCCACAGCGAUUGCCUCUUCGUUUGUUUUUUUGUUGUGUGAAAGCACUGGAUUGCAGCGCUGAAGACUUGUGCACAAUUGAAUGUAUAAAAUACAACCGUUGUUUUUUUAACAUUACAAUCAAAUAAUUUUUUUAAAGCAAUGUUAAAUAUUAAAAGUCAAACGGAGAAAAACUGU
Molecule: messenger RNA, 766 nt
Organism: Acipenser ruthenus (sterlet)
Lineage: Eukaryota; Metazoa; Chordata; Actinopteri; Acipenseriformes; Acipenseridae
Product: anaphase-promoting complex subunit CDC26-like
Exons: 3
Coding region: 163-405 (80 amino acids)
Biological process (GO): protein K11-linked ubiquitination; anaphase-promoting complex-dependent catabolic process; regulation of mitotic cell cycle
Cellular component (GO): anaphase-promoting complex
Source: RefSeq, a predicted model, not a curated record